AUACGAGUGUGUGAGUGUGGGCCGUUGCAAAUGGAAGAAAGGCUUUUUUGGGUAGAGAUGCAUUUUCCUACGGCCCGUCCAGAUAAUAGAACCAGGCCCAUAAAGAAGGGCCCAUGUCACGUCCGCGGCCUAUCCCUCAACUAAGGAAAAUCCACACAAUGAAAGAGCGAUUUCACCGACAUUUUCUUCGGGGGGAGGAAAAAAAUACACGGCCGCUGCGUCGCCAUGGCGGGAGAGGAGCAGCCCCUGACGGAGUACGAGAAGGAGCGGCUGGCGCGGAUACGGGAGAACGAGGCCCGCCUCGAGGCCCUCGGCAUCCGCCGCCUAGCGGCGUCCCCCCUCCUCAACCAGCCGUCCUCCGCGGCGGCGGCGGCGGCGGCGGGGGCCAAGAGAAAACAGAAGAAGCGAUCCGACGAUGCGGACGAGGAGUACCUCCCGUCCGACGGGGGCGGCGGGGAGGAGAGCUCGUCGGCCAGUGACCAGGACACCGAGGAGGACUUCAAGCCUUCCUCUAGGUCUAACCAAAAGGGAAAGGCAAAGAAGAAACUGAACUUAGGAAGCCCUUCUAAAAGCACCUUUAGAGAAGAAGAUGCUCCCUUAACCGAUUUUAUGGAUGACGAUGCAGCCUUACAACAGGCGAUUGCACUCUCCCUGGCAGAACCUUCAAAAAGCUCCGUGACAACAGCAGAACCUUCAAAAAGUUCCGUGACGACAACAACAGCUGCAGAACCUUCAAAAAGUUCCGUGACGACAACAACAGCUGCAGAACCUUCAAAAAGCUCCGUGACAACAGCAGAACCUUCAAAAAGUUCAGUGACGACAACAACAACUGCAGAAACUUCAAGCAGAGGAGCCAAAGGACGGAAAGGCACGCCGUGCAAAAAUGACAAUACCACACCUGUUAAGGACUCUGCUAAAAAUAGGAAGACAAAGAAGCAGGUCAGGAGCAGAAUUCAACUGUCGGAAGAUGAUGUGGUGGCAAUAUUCUUCUCAUUUGAUGAAGCUGGAAAAGGAUACAUCGCACCCUGGGAUCUUGAAAAAAUGGCCAACGUAAAUGAUUUCAUCUGGACAGAUUUUGAGCUAUCUAAUAUGAUCAAUUUCUUUGAUAAUGACAAAGAUGGAAAGAUAAGCCUCGAGGAAUUCCGAGCCAUCGUGUCCCGAUGCAACAUGCUGCAAGAGCCAGGGGAGUGAUGAUGACAGGGCAAGCAGACGGUGCCUCUGCAAAACCUAACAACUAUUGAGACGGCAUGGAUUGGAAGGUGAAACCUGGCGCUUAUGCUGGAUUGCUGGAGCCUGGAGGCAUGAGUCAAUUGAAGUCCCAGGACUCAACAGAACCUUUGUCCACAGGAGCUGGGUUUUUUUUUUUUGAUAAACCACAUGAGCUGCAUAUGGAAGUCUAAAUAGCCUAGCGGUUACUCUUGCCAUGUGACUCGAUGCCCAAAUUUGUAGCCGUAUGAGCUAGGAUUAAUUUUUCAUGUACGUUGUUGAGUAGUACUACGGGACUACUGUUGCUCUUCUAAUAGGAAUCGCCACCAAUUCGCCGUGCUCUUA
Molecule: messenger RNA, 1551 nt
Organism: Hordeum vulgare subsp. vulgare (domesticated barley)
Lineage: Eukaryota; Viridiplantae; Streptophyta; Magnoliopsida; Poales; Poaceae
Exons: 6
Coding region: 226-1191 (321 amino acids)
Molecular function (GO): calcium ion binding
Source: RefSeq, a predicted model, not a curated record